AUGGAGCACUCGGACACCUCGCGGUUUGAGGUGCUGGAGGAAGAGACGCACUACCCGGUGACGCACCCACAGAGCGCUGACAAGAAGACGACUGAUGCUGAAUCCGAGGCAUCGAGUGAAACGACAGCGGAAGACGAGACGCUGGAGCAGCAACUGACGCGACUCGUGCAGAGCAUCGAAGUGGACGACCGUCUCGAAGCGACAUCUGAUCGUGCAGAAAAGGGCGCUAGUAAUGUCAAAAGAGCAUCGGCAGCAAAAGAACUCGGCAAUAAAUUUUUCGCGCGUGGCAGCUACUUGGACGCAAUUGAGUGCUACACAACGGCACUCAAACUCUGCCCUACCGACGACGAGUACGCGUACAACAGGGCAGUAUACUUUAGCAACCGAGCAGCUUGUCUCCUGCGGAUUGGGAGGACAGAGGAGUCCAUUGAUGACUGCACACAGGCAGUCACGCUGUCGCCUACGUACGUGAAGGCCCUUUUACGGCGAGCAGAGGCGUUCGAGAAGAUGGACAAAUUGGAGGAAGCGCUUGCGGACUACGAUGCGGUACUGAAGAUCGAUCCGACAGUGCCCACGGCGAUGAAGGGCCAUGAACGUCUGAAGAAGGUUGUGCACGAACGUCAAGAGAAGAUGAAGGCGGAGAUGCUGGACAAGCUCAAGGGCUUUGGGAACACGAUCUUGGGCAAGUUUGGCCUGAGCACGGACAACUUCCAGAUGGUGCAGGAUCCCGCGACGGGAUCGUACAGCAUCAACUUCCAGCAGAACCCGGGGCAGUCGGAUCAGGCGCGGCCGUCCCAACAGCAUGACAAGUAG
This is a messenger RNA of Hyaloperonospora brassicae, 813 nucleotides long. The record is from the annotation of a GenBank genome assembly. NCBI's taxonomy places the organism in Eukaryota, Oomycota, Peronosporomycetes, Peronosporales, Peronosporaceae.